AUGGAGGCGGCACCCUUGAUCAAGGCCCACGACCAUGCGCGCGCCGCAUCCGAGGCUACCCAUGCCGCGAACUCGACCGUGGCCAUCAACGAGCACACGCGCGCCGCCGGCGAGUUUGCAAACGCUGCCAGGAGCACCACCAGCGUCGAGGCCCUAAGAACUCUGAAGCUCCUCGAGCAGCACCACCAACGACUGUCCGAGCUGUUGAGGAUACCGCUGGAACGUGCACAUUCGCACCAACCUGCUGAGGAUGAGCCGCAGAAACCCGCAGAGAAGGCCGACGAGGGCACAUCCUCGGAGACUCCCACCGCACCCAGCUCAAGAGUCGAACCCGACAACGAUACUUCGACCGAGAAGAACCCACAACCCAUCCCUAGCCUACCGAAGCCACAAAAGUAUCCUGUACGCGACCUCGGUGCUUCUAUAGCUAGCAAUCUGGCAUCUGCCCGAGGAAUCCGCUCCAAGUACCGCUCGCAACCUUUGACUCCGAGUGUAUCAAAUGCAGAAGCACCCGGAAACCUGGAGCUCACCACGCGGAGGAGCGGGUCUGGAUCCAAGUCGAAAAUGCAGAGCAUGAUAGAUAAUGCAGACAGGCCCGGCGCUUCAUCACCCGGGAAGGUUUCUCGGCAAGGGAGCUUUGAGGGGCGAGGCAUGGAGAACGAAAGGGGUCCACCAAGAACCCGCGAUCACCUUGCACCACCUGCCGACGAGGGCUUCUCCAAAUUCUAUAGCACAUUCGGCAGCAUCAUCAAUAGGAUCUCAGCACCCCUGGCAUUUGCAGGUCUGCCUCUGAUCGGUGAGGACCCGGCCGAGGAAUCAACGCCAGUCCCAGAGACUCCGCCGCCAAAGCGAAACAGACAUAGGUCUUCAUCGUCUGUAUCUAUGGAACCUGACUUGAGCAAGCUGUACUCCGGGUCCACCCUGAGAGCCAUAGCCCGGGAUGGUCAAUCUGCAACCGACUCGUUUUAUGUCGUACCGACCAGUGGGCAUACCGCCUCCUAUGCCAGCAUCCUCUCUUACGCCGACAAGGAAAAGCGUCGCAUGGAGGCCUCUGUACUCGGGGAGCUUGGAAAGGUCGCCGAGGAUCCAGAUGAGGACGACUUUGUAGAUGCGAGGGAGUCACAGGCACCAUCAUCACCAGGUCUCCGGAGAAAGACGGGAAAGAGUCGAUCCGAAAGGGAGAUGAAUAACGUAGUCGAAGAGCUUUACCUGGAGAAUAAAAGUCUCAAAGAUAUGCUGGACAAGCUAAGCAAACGACUGCACGCGUUCGAGUCCAUGUCGCAGACGUCAGGCAUGCGGCUGGCGGAGAGCAUGAGGCUCAUGCGCCCCAGCUCUCCGGUCUCGACUACAACGGGGAGCAAGCCAGGGACAAUGGCGAGCGGAGACGAUACUCUGAAGAAGAGGAAUCAGGAGCUUGAGGAGCAACUGCUGCUUCUUGCGAACCAGAUGGAAGAUCUGCAGAAGGACUACAAUAAGGCCCGCGCCAACCUCAUCCGCUACCGUGAGAAGUGGGAUCAGCUCAAGGCAGGAGCCAAGGCACGGCGGGCUGGCGGAACACAGGGGAGUUCGGAGGGAGCCGAAGAAGCGAGCCGGGCACCUAGUAUGGCUUGA
Messenger RNA from Neoarthrinium moseri, 1611 nucleotides. RefSeq lists its product as uncharacterized. The coding region runs from base 1 to 1611 and encodes 536 amino acids. Lineage: Eukaryota; Fungi; Ascomycota; Sordariomycetes; Amphisphaeriales; Apiosporaceae. The record is from RefSeq and is a predicted model, not a curated record. The transcript has 2 exons.